GUCGGCAGUCGGCUUUACAUAAGUUGACAUCCACAAAACGCACAAAACGCUCUGACUGUGGGGGCUCCUGGGGCUUCAGUGACCGGCUGCAGGUCCUUUGCUCAAGUUCUGGCCGCGCUUUCAUUUCCACAUUUCGAAAUCAGCUGCUGCCCGUGUGUGACGUCUGGGGGGCCGCCUUUUUGCACCACACGUACUCGUUCAGUUUUUUCCCCCACGGGAUUUUCCUCCUAUUUUCCUGUGUGUUUGCGAUUAGUAGACGUAGUUUUUUUUUGGGAAACCGGCUCUCUCAAAAGGCUUGCCUUAACCAUCAUCAUUAUCAUCGUCAGCCGCGUCGACAGUUGCUGUUUUUUCAGCUGUUCGCUUCGACUCGAAAAAAGUUGUUCAACUUCUUUUUUUUUUUACUACACUUUAAUUUGUCUUUUUUUCUAUUAUUUAUCCCAACUAUUUGCCGUUUGCGUGGGUCACUUUCAAAAGCGUUUUUUUCGUUCCUUUUGUGGUUCCAUCAUAAGACCAAAAACUUGAUUUAUAAUCGGUACGUGCGGCCAGCAGUAAAUCAAUAAAACAAUAUAAACCCAACCAAAUCAAUUAAUUUAUAUACAAACCGAAUGCAGUCAAAGUGUUGAUCGAAUAUCGAAUAAGACAAAAGUAUUAAAUAAAAUCAAGAGAGAACCAACCGGCCACCAACAUGUAAGGCAAGGCAGGCAGCUCAGCAAAGUUAGCUUUUGCCCCCGCUCCCCUCCAAAGAUGGCCGCCAGGAUGUGCAGCAGUAGCAGCAGCAGCAGCAGCAGUGUUUCCAUCGUCAUCAUCUAGGUGCAACAGCGUCCAGAGCAGCAGCAGCAGCAGCAGUUGCAGAAUCCAUGCAACAUACCCACAUAUACACAGAAAUACAUAUUUCCAACGCACACUCUCGCAUAGUCCACUCUUAAAGCUCGGCCCAAGAUCGGCGCUGCGCUGCAUUACUCUGCAUUUCGUAUUUGACAGUUGACAACGAGAGACGCUCGGGCGCGCACAGCAGUUAACUUAGACCCGACGGCGACGCGUCGCUGCCGUCGUUGUCGUCGCUUUCGAGUUUCCCUUUUUUUUUCGUUCCCGGGUGUAAUUGCGAUUAUGAGCGAGACCUUCAAAUUGUCCGAAAUGCAACGCACUAAUAUCGAGUUUGAACGUCAGCGUCAUUUGGCCAAUUGGCUGGUGAAGAGCAGUCCACACAUGGCAGCAGCAGCAGCGGCAGGAGUAUCCACACCCCCAUCGGGGGCUGCGGCAAACACAUCAAACACUGGAUCAACAGGAGGAGUUGGGGCAGCGGCAGGAGGUGCUGCGCAAGGCGGCGCGCCCAGCAACAGUGUCGCAGCUGCAACAGCAGUAGCAGCUGCAUGUAACGGCUAUUUCUCGCUGCUCAAUGAGAAGGGUCUACCGACAGCCACGCAGUACAGCUCGCUGAUGCAUCUGGUAAGGGAGCGGGUGUACAAGUUCGUUUCGGUGGACAAUAUGCCAGCGUUUACAGAGUCCUCGCCAGCGGGCAGUGCCAGCAGUCCCACGCACGAGGGCUGUCUGCCCGUCAUCAAGGGACGGCCGCAGUACAUGAAGACGACGGCACGCGGCGGACAGGUGUUCCGUCUGCUGGCCGUUUUCGAGGAUGGCAAGCAGGAGAACGGACACGGCCAGGGACAGGGUAACUUGUCGCAGCACGGCAGUGGGAAUGUGGCCAAGUCCCAUUCUAGUGGCUAUAUCGGGCGCGAGAAGGAGAAGAACCGCUACGCCCAGUUGCUGAACGAGAAUCGUCAGGUGAUGUACGUCCCCCUGGCCACCAAGGGAAAGUUCUACGAGAUUGAGCCGGGUAUACCGCAGCUGCUGCAGAAGCUGGGCGAUGCGCAGCGCAAGCUCAAUCCGGAUUGUGUGCACCGAUUGGGGGCCCUGGUGACGGCGGCCAAACUGUUGCCGGUGACCCUGCGCUAUAUUUCGGGUCCCGGCGGACCGGAGAUACCCGAACAGCUGUGCAUCAGUCAGGUUACCAAGGAGGAUGUGGCUGUUGGUUGCCCCAUCGAGGACGUGGACACGCAGACGCCGCUGCAGCUGAGAAAGUUCUACCCCAGUCGGGACAUGCAGCUGCUCAGGAGUUACCUGGGCUUCGAUUCCGAGCAGCGAAUGCUGGCCAACACCAAUGUGCAGAACAUGCUGAAGUUCUGCCAGUUCAACUGCGACCAGUUCCUGAGGCUGGUGGAGGUGGAGCUGGUGCAGCGUUCUGAGCGCUCUGGGAGCAAGAGCAGGGAGGGCCUCAGGAUCCUGAAGCCGCUACACUUGCCUAGAAUUUUGAGGCGAGAGAAGAGCACCAUGGCCGCAGCCCACGAGAAGGAGGACUCGAUUAUAUUCCUUAGCAAGACCGAUUUGGAAAAUCUAGAGGCCAAGGAAGCGGCAGCUGCAGCAGCGGCUGCCUCCUUGGCGGACGCUGGAACCAAUCGCAUUUCGGAACGCAUGAAGGUGUUUCAGUCGACCAAGAAGAAGUGGUUCGGUAAGCAGCAGCAGCACCAUGAGAAGCUGCAACCUGAUUCGGAGCUGGAUGUGCAGGCCAAGCGGAUGAGCAUGGAACGCUAUACGGACAUGUCGAAGCUGCUGCAGGCGCGAUUCGGCUCAGAUCAAGACCAGCCAGAGCGGGAUGCCAUCUCGUUGAACAGUGGCGGAGCCUCCGACACCGAGACUACAACUCUGACCACCAUAGAGCCCAAGUCCUUGGACACGCUGCUGCAGAAGUCCAUGUCGCUGCAGGACAUCGAGCUAUUGAAUGGCCAGUGCAAGCCUCGUCCCGACCUGCUGGCCACACACAGUCACACAGAUGCCAUCAGCGAGGCGGGCACCGAACUGGAAGAUGUGGAGAAUCAGACGCCGCCGCCGCAGUCGUUUAUUACCGAAAAGCUCUACAAUGAGUUCCACGUAAAGACACGGCAGUACAGCAAGUCCUCGUCGAGUCUCCAUCAAAUGCGUCACUUCUCGCUGCCCCAGAAGCUGCAGCUCCACGAGGAGGCGGAGCAGGAGGAUCGCAGCCUGAUGCAACUGAAGGCGCACCAGCAGUCCCUGACCAAGCAGCCUGUCACGGGCCGUCGGGCGGCGGGUGGGGUCUGCCUGCUGGGAGGCGGACUGAACAAUAUACCCUCCCCGGUACCGAUCUCACCCUUCUCCCUGGUGGAGGACGAUCUGCCCUACUCGAGUGUACGCGACUCCUUGGUCAUGGCCAGCGAUGGCUGUCUGCAGCCACAGGUUUCUGUACGGUCGCGAGCCCCCUUGGACUACACCAAGGAGAACAUUUACGCGGAGAUCUGUCCCUCGCACACCGUCGACACCUUCUCGGGGGCCACACAGUUUACCCAUGUGCAGGAGGAUGGCGAUGGGGAUGGGGACUACGCCUCCCUCAAGUAUCCGGCCAGUGGACCUCAGUCCGUCAGUCGCAUCGAGAUCAACGGUGGGGCAUCGAAGAGCGCCAUCAGCUACCACACAGUGUACUUGGGCGAGGAGCCGCUGGGAGAGCGGCAUGCGGCGCAUAUUACCACCGUCGAGCUGGCCGGCGAGGACAACAUAUACAAUACGCUCAAAUGAUGACUCAUGUGAUUCCGGCGACGUAAAUUGGCCGGCGCAAAGGGACUGUUUUAAGACACUUGGAGAUGCAGAUAGAGAUGGGGCAAGCCAGUGGAAAUACUUCACGUGAUCUAAUAUUAAAUGUCGCCUAAAAUCAUUCAUUCAUAUUCAAAUAUUGUCACUGUUCGUGGAAAGGAAGAGUCUCAUGCUCGAACUGAAUCAAAAUAUCAUUGUAAAUCAAUCUCUUGGAUCCCGAAAUGUAUUUCUAAGUAUUGAGACUAUUGUAGGGCAACAAAAAGAGUAGAGAGACUUCUGGGGGCAGCUCAAACCGAUCUGAUAAUUGAAUAUACAUUCGAAUUUGAAAUCUUUUUGUAAAAUAAGGCUUUGUGUACAAGAUCUGCAAAGGUCAGGAUUGUAUUCUCUGCAAAAGAAAUGAAUUUAUGUUUUAAUUUGUAUGAAACGUUCUAAUUCUUAAACAAUUUGUCCAUAAAACCACAUAAAUUGUAUUAUAAUCAUAUAUUUUUGAUCAUAGUUUUAUCAAAGAAUACAAAAUACAGUUUACCUAGUAUUUCCGUUAAUUUCCCUUGUAAAACCUCCAAUGGAGACACAAACAAUAAGAAAAUUGUAUGACGCUGUUGCACAAAAGAAGAAAUUGAGAAAUUUUGAGUAUUUCCGUUUAGAUUUGCCAGAGAAAAUGCAAAAGUUCUUGUGUAUGAAUCUUGUGAAGCGAAAAUCCAAGCAAAUUAGCAAUGGAAUGGAAAGAAGUACAUGGAAUAUAUAUUCGUAGCAAUUAGCAUUAGUUAUAAGCAUAUGGAACAACUUUGUAAAUGAGACGUCCCUGUGGGCGACGAAAAACCCCUAGAAAUGACAACUCAAAUUGUAAUAUUAUUAUAAAACCAAGUGAAGACAAGCAAUUUGUAUUGUACAUACGAGUAUAUACUAGAUGUAUGGGCGAUUCUAUUGCCUCGUCCUUGUGUCCCGCCCUCGCCCUCGCCCCCGCCCCAGAACAUGACCCUGACCCUGACCGUGUCCCUGACCCUUACCCUGAACCCCAAACAAAGCAAAAACAUAAUGAAACUGAACAUUUGAAAAUUGCAAUAUUAUACAAUUGUAUACAUUAAUAAUAUAUAUAGAUAUACCUUUAUUAUAUACACACACACAUACACAUACAUUUAUACAUACAUAUACUUACAUAUAUAGAAAUCUUAGUGCAACCUAAGGUAUUAUUAGCUCGUAGGCAAUCAACAAGUCAAAUCAAAUCAUAAGCGAUAUACAUCUAAAUACGCGUAUACAUCUAUUGAUUGUAUAUUUGUAAAAUAGCAAGAAAUUUGUAGGGCAUCAGGCCAAACUUUUACACGAUCUCUCGUAUUAUGUCGUUCUUUUUUUGGAAGUGAAGUGAAGUGAAGUUACAUUGGAGUGCGGCAUGUCCACAUCGUACUGUGAAGUGAAUAUUUUAUUAUAUGUAAUGUUUGUACCAUAUGUCUGCUGGUCCGCUGCGCCCUCAGGAUACCCUUCCGAAUCGAUUUAUGUAGGUGUGGUAUACUCGUAAUAAGUGGACAAAAUAUCGAGCCAUAUUUCAAUGCAGUCUCAAAGUAGAGUUUAGACAUUAAGAUCUUGGUAUUUCUAGUCUUAAUCUGAAAAAAGAAAGAACGAAUAUGAAAUCUGGUCGAUUGUCGGACAUGUCGAGCUUUCGUUUUUUGUAAUGGAAAAAUAUGGAUAACUUCGGUUAGCCGAAGAACUCUUCAAUAUACAUAUAAUUUUUUUAAUUGGGUACUGCAUAAAUAAAUAUCUAGCAAGAAUUA
Molecule: messenger RNA, 5366 nt
Organism: Drosophila pseudoobscura
Lineage: Eukaryota; Metazoa; Arthropoda; Insecta; Diptera; Drosophilidae
Gene: B4
Product: imaginal disc development protein B4
Exons: 3
Coding region: 1108-3585 (825 amino acids)
Source: RefSeq, a predicted model, not a curated record